This is a messenger RNA of Truncatella angustata, 768 nucleotides long. RefSeq names its product translationally controlled tumor protein. Lineage: Eukaryota; Fungi; Ascomycota; Sordariomycetes; Amphisphaeriales; Sporocadaceae. The transcript has 4 exons. Gene Ontology annotation, cellular component: cytoplasm. Gene Ontology annotation, molecular function: calcium ion binding. The coding region runs from base 124 to 642 and encodes 172 amino acids. The record is from RefSeq and is a predicted model, not a curated record.
CGUGAAGUGGUCUUUUUCUUCUGCGAUAGCCAUCCUUCUCCACGCAAACUUCACUCUCCCUUCCUUUCAUCUUCACUUCUCUUUUUGCCAUACACUCGUGCGUCGCAUCGCUUCACCAUCAAAAUGAUUAUCUUCAAGGACAUCACCACUGGCUCUGAGCUCAUCUCGGACUCGUACGACCUGAAGGAGGUCGAUGGCAUCCUCUACGAGGCCGACUGCGCCAUGAUCACUGUCGGUGGCGAGAGCUUCGACACUGGUGCCAACGCUUCCGCUGAGGAGGCCGACGAGGGCACCGAGGACGGCACCAAGAAGGUCAACAACAUUAUCCACUCCUUCCAGCUCCAGGAGAUGCCCAUGGACAAGGCCGGCUACAAGGCUCACAUCAAGCCCUUCAUCAAGCGAGUCAAGGCCCACAUGGACGAGUCCGGUGCCUCUGAUGCGGAGAAGGAUGCUUUCAAGACCAAGGGUCAGGCUUUCAUGAUGAAGGUUCUGAAGAACAUUGGCGACUACGAGUUCUACAUUGGCGAGGCUGGUCCCAGUGACAACGAUGACCAACACGUCGCUCUCCUCAACUACCGUGAGGAUGGUGUCACCCCCUACUUCACCUUCUGGAAGCACGCUCUCAAGGGUGAGAAGGUUUAAGCAUGUGGAAGGGUGUUUUCUGGGAUUUUCUGCGUAUCACAAAAUUUCGUCACAUAGAUCUACGAUGUCGCCAAAACCGCGACCGUUAUGGGCAUGAAAAAUGAAUCAAGUUAUGAAGUUACAAUA